Messenger RNA from Salvelinus namaycush (lake trout), 1443 nucleotides. RefSeq names its product b(0,+)-type amino acid transporter 1-like. Gene Ontology annotation, cellular component: membrane. The transcript has 6 exons. The record is from RefSeq and is a predicted model, not a curated record. NCBI's taxonomy places the organism in Eukaryota, Metazoa, Chordata, Actinopteri, Salmoniformes, Salmonidae. Gene Ontology annotation, molecular function: L-amino acid transmembrane transporter activity. Bases 1 to 1443 code for a protein of 480 amino acids. Gene Ontology annotation, biological process: amino acid transmembrane transport.
AUGACUGGUGAGGACAAAUUUCCAGCAGUUGAAGUUCUGGAUGGCAAAUCACAGAAGCUCAGCCUGAAACGGGAAGUGGGACUGGUUGGCGCUGUGUCACUUGUGGCUGGCACUAUGAUUGGAUCUGGGAUUUUUAUGUCCCCUCAAUUCGUUCUGGUCAACAUAGGAAGCCCAGGAGGAAGCCUGGUGGUCUGGGCUGCUUGUGGCCUGCUGGCUGUGCUUGGCUCUCUCUGCUAUGCUGAACUGGGGACAGUCAUCCGAGAGUCGGGGGGAGAGUACAUCUACAUCCUACGGACGUCAGGCCCAGUAUUGGCCUUCAUUUUAAUUUUCAGCUCAGUCAUAUUUGUGAGACCUGCCAGUGUGGCAGGGAUCUCACUGAGCUUUGCUGAAUAUGCAUUGGCACCUUUCUACCAGGACUGUCCAUGCCCACAGCUGGUGGUGAAGUGUGUGGCUGCAGCAGGGAUUGUGGUGACAGCCAUUGUUAACUGUCUGAAUGUACGAUUCUCCAUGUCAAUGCAAGUGUUCUUCAUGGUGGCCAAGGUGCUGGCUCUUUCAGUAAUAAUUAUUGGAGGAGUGGUGUUGCUCGUCAGAGGGGAAACAGAAAGUUUUGAGGAUUCUUUUAAUGGGACCAACUUGGGCAUCAAUCCGAUAGGUAUUGCUUUCUACCAGGGACUGUGGUCCUACGAUGGAUGGAAUAACUUGAAUUAUGUGACAGAAGAGCUGAAACGUCCUGAGGUAAAUCUGCCCAGGGCAGUUAUGAUUGCCAUCCCCAUGGUAACCAUGCUCUAUCUACUGGUCAAUGUGAGCUACUUGGCUGCCAUGACGCCCAGAGAACUGAUGUUGUCAAGUGCAGUGGCUGUCACCUGGGGGAAUAAGGUGCUCGGGAGAUGGGGAUGGGUGAUGUCCAUUGCAGCUGCUUUGUCUGCUUUUGGCUCCCUGAAUGGAACAUUCUUUAGUGGUGGCCGGGUGUGCUUUGUGGCUGCAAGAGAGGGACACAUGCCUGAUAUUCUUGCCAUGGCCCAUGUGAAUCGACUGACCCCCUCUCCAGCCCUGAUCUUCACCACGGCUAUCUCACUUCUGGUUCUCAUCCCUGGGGACUUCCAGAGCAUUGUCAACUUCUUCAGUUUUACAGCCUGGUUCUUCUAUACAAUCACUCUGUCUGGGCUUCUCUACCUCAAGAUCAAGAAACCUGAACUUCCCAGGACAUAUAGCGUUCCCAUUGUAAUCCCCAUCUUGGUCAUCAUGGCAGCGAUUUUCCUUGUGAUGGCACCUAUCAUUGACAACCCCGCGAUAGAGUACCUCUACGUCACCAUAUUCAUCUUCAGUGGUGUAUUGGUUUAUGUGCCAUUCAUUCACUACAAACUCUGCCCUGGACUGUUGGAGAAAGUCACUGUGUUCCUGCAGCUCUUCCUAGAGGUGGCACCAGCAGACAAAAAUGUAUGA